Eupeodes corollae is the source of this 2122-nucleotide messenger RNA. RefSeq names its product sodium-dependent nutrient amino acid transporter 1-like. The coding region runs from base 170 to 2041 and encodes 623 amino acids. The transcript has 9 exons. Gene Ontology annotation, cellular component: membrane. Gene Ontology annotation, biological process: sodium ion transmembrane transport. Gene Ontology annotation, molecular function: L-amino acid transmembrane transporter activity. The record is from RefSeq and is a predicted model, not a curated record. NCBI's taxonomy places the organism in Eukaryota, Metazoa, Arthropoda, Insecta, Diptera, Syrphidae.
CUUAGUCUGCACUUCGUCAAAUCGUCAUCAAUAAGCUUUCUACUAGGUAUACUCGUAUAGUAUCAGUUGUAGCUUCUUUUACUUCAAAUGUCAAUCAGUCCUUAGUGUUGAUUUGGGUUCAGCUUGUAUCGGGUUAAAGAAAAACAUCUAAGAGACAACUGGCACCAAUAUGGACAACAAAGGAUAUGUGAACGAGGCCAAAGUCAAUGGCGGUGGCGUUUCUCAAGAUACUGAAGCUGCUUCUUGCAAGUCUUCAUCAUUAGAUUUCGAUGACAAUCUUAGCGGAAGUCAAGUAAAACGUGAUCAAUGGGGCAAGGAUAUUGAAUUUCUACUUUCGUGUAUAGCUCUGUCAGUUGGAUUGGGAAAUGUUUGGCGUUUUCCAUUUGUGGCAUUGGAAAAUGGUGGUGGAGCUUUCGUCAUACCGUACAUAAUAGUUCUAUUCUUGGUGGGAAAGCCUAUUUAUUACAUGGAAAUGCUGUUGGGACAGUUUUCCAGUAGAGGCAGUGUUAAGUUGUAUGAUUUUGCACCGAUUAUGAGAGGAGUUGGAUUUGGGCAGGUUAUAUCAGUGGCAAUUCUUGCGACUUACUAUGCAACACUUAUGGCUUUGACAUGUCGUUACCUUAUUGCUUCUUUCUCUUCGGUACUCCCUUGGAGUUAUUGUCGUCCGGAAUGGGGAGAUUCGUGUAUUGACUCAGGAUUCAAAGGCAAUUUCACCGUUGGUGGUGGGGAAAACGACGGUGGUGAAGUGAAGAAAUAUCCUUCGGCUCAGUUCUAUUUUACACAAGUGAUUUUAAAGGAAAAGGAUCAAAUUGACGAUGGCAUCGGAAUGCCAAGUUGGCAGUUAACAAUUUGUUUGCUAUUCACUUGGAUAAUGAUCGCAAUUAUAAUCAUCAAAGGAGUUCGUAGCUCGGGAAAGGCUUCGUAUUUUUUGGCCAUUUUUCCAUACGUAGUUAUGUUCAUUCUUCUAAUUCGAGCUAUGACUCUACCUGGUGCUAGUAAGGGAGUAAUGUUCUUUAUAACUCCACAAUGGGAUAUGCUCUUUACAGCUAAGGUGUGGUACGCAGCUGUGACCCAAGUAUUCUUUUCAUUGGCUAUUUGCUUUGGCAAUAUCGUUAUUUAUUCUUCGUACAAUAAAUUUGAGCAUAAUGUUUACAGGGACGCAAAUGUUGUAACAACUUUGGAUACAUUUACUUCAAUGUUGUCAGGAGUUAUUAUAUUUGGAAUUUUGGGGAAUCUUGCAUACGAAACGCAAACUGAUGAUAUUGCUAAUGUUGUUAAAGGAGGAACAGGUUUAGCUUUUAUUUCUUAUCCGGAUGCAAUUGCUAAGUUUAAUGCUGUACCACAGCUCUUUUCAGUGCUCUUCUUCCUGAUGCUUUUUGUUCUUGGUCUUGGCAGCAAUGUUGGAAUAGUUUCGUGUCUCCUAACUGUAACCAAAGAUCAAUUUCCAAAUGUCAAGCAAUGGGCUAUUGUUGGAGUAAUAUCAGUUUGUGGUUUUUGCAUUGGAUUACUCUACAUUACACCUGGAGGACAAUUUAUCCUUAAUUUAUUAGACUUUUAUGGUGUAACCUUUAUAAUUCUCUGCUUAGCUAUUGUACAAUUGAUUACUGUUGGUUGGAUUUAUGGCGUUAAAAGAUUUUGUGCAGAUAUUGAAUUUAUGUUGCAACGCAAGACUAGCUUAUAUUAUAGGCUUUGUUGGGCUGUUAUUACUCCAGCAUUUAUGACUGCAAUUUUGAUUUAUACAUUGGUGAACUAUGAACCAAUUAAAUAUAAUGGUUAUACAUUCACGAUGGGACUUCAAACAUUUGGUUGGUGCUUGUCGGCCUUUGGAAUUUCACAAGUAUUAAUUUGGGGUGUAAGUGGGUAUCUUCAAACACCACCGGGGCCUUCUCGAUUUAUGAGAUCUUUUCAGCCUAAGAGUGAUUGGGGUCCAACAGAUAGGAGAUUAUUAAAAUUAUACCAAAACAAUGUAAUUGAUCUCAAGAGAAAUGAGCCGGUUAGGAAAAAUUUCCUAUACCGGAUUUGGGAUAAUAUAUUUGGAUAGGCUUCAAUUCAUAUGUUUUUCCAUUAUAUAUAAUUUUGAAAUGAUGUGAUUGGAUUUGUUUAAAAAUAAAUUAAAAACGUA